Myxocyprinus asiaticus (Chinese sucker) is the source of this 1728-nucleotide messenger RNA. Its product is annotated as D(1B) dopamine receptor-like. Lineage: Eukaryota; Metazoa; Chordata; Actinopteri; Cypriniformes; Catostomidae. The coding region runs from base 83 to 1342 and encodes 419 amino acids. The record is from RefSeq and is a predicted model, not a curated record. The transcript has a single exon. Gene Ontology annotation, cellular component: plasma membrane. Gene Ontology annotation, biological process: adenylate cyclase-activating adrenergic receptor signaling pathway. Gene Ontology annotation, molecular function: G protein-coupled receptor activity; dopamine neurotransmitter receptor activity.
GUCGAUCAUGCGGGAGACUUCAGCGGAGGACAAACACGCGCCCGAUGGCGACCCGUGACCCCAGUGGGACUCGAACCGAACCAUGCCGAACAGAACUGAGUCCGAUGCGCGCGAGACAGUGGUGGCGCGCGCGCUCACCGGUUGCCUGCUGAGCGUUCUGAUCCUCUGGACUCUGUUCGGGAACAUUUUGGUGUGUGCCGCGGUGCUCCGGUUCCGACACCUGCGCACGAAAGUCACCAACAUCUUCAUCGUAUCUCUGGCCGUGUCGGAUCUGUUCGUGGCGGUGCUCGUGAUGCCGUGGAAGGCGGUAGCGGAGAUGGCCGGCUUUUGGCCGUUCGGCGCGUUCUGCAGCGUCUGGGUGGCAUUUGACAUCAUGUGCUCCACCGCGUCCAUCCUCAACCUGUGCGUCAUCAGCGUGGACCGCUACUGGGCGAUCAGCAGCCCGUUCCGCUACGAGCGCAAGAUGACCCCGCGCGUGGCCUUCGUGAUGAUCGGUGCGGCGUGGACGCUGUCCGUCCUCAUCUCGUUCAUCCCGGUGCAGCUGGAGUGGCACAAAGCCGCCGCGCAGACGAACGCGUCCGGCACCGAGAACUGCGACUCGAGCUUGAACCGCGAGUAUGCCAUCUCCUCGUCACUCAUCAGCUUCUACAUUCCUGUGGCGAUCAUGAUCGUCACGUACACGCGGAUCUACCGCAUCGCGCAGAUCCAGAUCCGGAGGAUUGCGUCGCUGGAACGCGCGGCCGAGCACGCGCAGAGCUGCAGGACGAGCCGGCUCGCGUACCGACACCACAGCAGCCUGAAGAACUCCUUCAACCGCGAGACCAAAGUUCUGAAGACGCUGUCCGUCAUCAUGGGCGUGUUCGUGUGCUGCUGGCUGCCGUUCUUCAUCCUCAACUGCACGGUUCCGUUCUGCGACAAGCCGGGCUCGGGUCUGCCGUGCGUCAGCGAGACCACCUUCGACGUGUUCGUGUGGUUCGGCUGGACCAACUCCUCUCUGAACCCCGUCAUCUACGCGUUUAACGCGGACUUCCGCAAGGGCUUCGCCAGUCUGUUGGGUUGUCGGAACCGCUGCGCGAGCACUCCGGUGGAGACGGUGAACAUCAGCAACGAGCUCGUGUCCUACAACCAGGACACGCUGCUUCAUAAAGAGCUCGUGAACGCGUAUGUCAACAUCAUCCCGAACGUGGUGGAGUGUAUGGACACCGAGGAGGAGGCGUUCGACCGGAUCUCACAGCUGUCACGGAACGAUUCGGUGUGUGAUGUGGAUGCGUGUGAGGCGGAUAUCUGUCUGGACACACUCACACACUUCACGCCGAACGGAACUUGUGCUGCUCACAUGUGAACGUUUCAUUGUAUGAUUCAGUCAUCUCAGUUUGGUGUAUAAAUGUCAAAACUCCUUGGUGAAGUCUGAUGAGUCUGGAUGAGUGCACUUUGACCUUUAGGAUGGGCAGUAAGUUCUCUGGUUUUGACCGGGGUGGUAUGGGCAUCAGAAGUGUAGAGGGCAAUGCCCCCCCAUAGACCCAGGCAUUGACUAGAGACUGUGUUGCAGUGCUUUUAUCUGUCAGUGUCCGGUGUAAUCAAAUUACAAAGUAAUUAGUUACUGUAAUCAAAUUACUUUUUAGUCAAAAAGUAGUGUAAUGCAUUACAUUGUAAAUGAUUGUAAUCUGAUUACAGUUACUGACUUUUGAUGAAUUACAUUUAAGUACAUUAUAUGAAUUAUGGCCCCAU